Mycosarcoma maydis (corn smut) is the source of this 168-nucleotide messenger RNA. RefSeq lists its product as uncharacterized. The record is from RefSeq and is a predicted model, not a curated record. Lineage: Eukaryota; Fungi; Basidiomycota; Ustilaginomycetes; Ustilaginales. Bases 1 to 168 code for a protein of 55 amino acids. The transcript is spliced from 2 exons.
AUGCCACCACGCAUCCCGCUCACACCGGAACAAAAACGAAUCCGGACCAUCAUGAUCUCGUUCCCGCUCCUCGUCGCAACGAGCGUAGUGCUGUUCAAACGGCUGUACCUCGGCGAGGAGCAACGUAAACUUCCCACUCACGGCAAGAUCGCUCCUGCACCCGCGUAA